GCGACAGACGCACCCGAAAGCGAGACGAUUUUCCACCCGAGGUUCGGGUUCGCCGGUGUAAGAGUAUUUAUAAGUUUUCCGCUGCCAAAAAGCCGUCCGCCGCUUCGCAAUCUCACAGAAAGGGACUCACUCAAACGCUCGUCUGUUGCGGCCGGCUACUAGUCGCGAUUCGACCACGCGCCCGUCGAAACGGUCCUUUCCCGUUUGAGGGAAUGGCAAAGGCCUCUUUCGUUACAAUCCUUUUUUUUCGUUCAUCAGACUGUUGCUAAAAGUGUAUUAGUGGACUAGUCGUGUGAAUAACUGUUUAAAGAAAGUGUUCAAUCUGAAAUAUCCUAUUUUUUGUGUUAUUAAAAGUGGAAAGAAUGUGUCUGAAAAUGUGAAUAUUCUGCGAAAAACGACCAAGGUGAAUAGAGAGAGAGAGAGACGCACACAUCGUGCUGGCUGUCCCGGGAGGCAGCACGGACGGCUGUGCAAUGGCCCGUUAGCUUUGUAUUUUCGUUCGUGUCAGUGUCAGUGAAAAACGGGAAAAUCCCAAUCUCAGUGUGAAGUGAAAAUAGCGGAGUGUUUGUGCGUCAAAAGUGUCGUGCGUGUGAAACAGACGCGCGAACGACAGGAAAAUCUCUUCACGACGACAAAGUAACGCUUACUCGAUCGUUUUUCCCCAUGCUGUAUGUGUGUGCGUAGUGACAGUAGCAGCAAAAGAGUUGCAAUAAACAAAAGAUGCUUGUAAUCCCAUCUCAUCGCCGUCUUUCCAUCUGCUAAAUCGCUUCCGUCAAGGAGGCGAUCUGCAAAUAGUGUGUUGAUUUGUCCCCUCCCGGGUUCAAGUGACAGUGCGUGUGUGUUCUGCAACUCUUUGUCGACUGAACUCAUCUCCUCCGACGGUUCAGAAGUUCGGUGCUACUGGUACGUUUAUUUACGCGCGAGCACUCAUGAUGUUGGCCGUCCCAGUGCCCCAUGAAUCAAGCGUGAAAGUGAAUUCAGGAUUAAAUAUCAAAGCCACCGAAGCCGCACCAUUGAACACCACCGUUCGAGCGCACGCGGUCAAGAUCAGGCGGUGACGCGAUUUGAAUCAUUUCGCGGCCCUUUAAGCCUUCUUUGCUGCGUUCUGUGUACAGUACCGCUACCGAAAGGGACAAACGCACUCGAGGUUUGAUUGAAGGCAGCACCACAAACAACCCAAAUUGACGCAAUCGCGCGUGUGUUUAUCGCGCAGAAUCCCGCAGACUAGCGCGAACGGCGCAACCGUCUCAAGUGUGCGUGGCUUAAUAGAAUAAUGCACCUCCUUGAUUCGUCGAAGGGGGGAUAACUCGACAGAACGACGGAUUCGCGUGUAAUAUGAACCGCCAAUCCAAUGGUGGUGCCAAAGUGCUUGUGAACGCGUACGCCGGUGGGAGCAGCAGCAGCAGCGGCAACGGGAACCGGAACAGAAGGGCUGAAGACGCCGGCAGAACGCCCAAGUCAAAGUCAAAACCGUCGGUGCAGUCCAAAAAUGUGCCCGACUCCCGCUGUUCCGAGACGGCAGGCAGCGGCAGCGGUGGCGGUGGCUUUCAGUCAUUCUUCCGCUGGUUCCGCCGGGAUGAGUCACGUGCGCUCGCACGCAGCGCCAGCGGUUCAGCAGUCGCACCGGAACUGCACGACCGUCGCAGUCGACAGUUGGACGGUUCCCCUGGACGUGUAGGCUCGAGCGGACGAACGCCUUCAGCGAGCGCCACCUCCGCCGACGUAAGCACCGCCGGAAGUGGUACGAUUGCGAGUCGGCGCACGAUCGACAGCACGAGCAGCAAAGCAUCGAACACACCGUCAACUGGGGGUGACACCGCCAGCCAGUCGGCCACCAGCAACGGUACGCACAGCUCUUCGCCCAGCCCUGGGCCAGUGAUCGAUUGUAACAAUCUUUCGAAAAGUUCGAGCUGCGACAGCAUCCUGAGCAUUGCGACGAACGGGUUUGCGUUUGUUGCGCCGAACUUUUACGAAGCGGCACUCGCAAAUCCAGCGGCCAGUCGGCGUACGAUACAGCCCGGUCCGUACACGGAUAGCUACAAGCGCCGGUGUACGGAGCAGGAGCGAGCCCGCGAGCUUGAUCGCAAGUACGAGCUGACGCUGCGCAAGAAGUACCGCCUGUUCGCUAGUCUGCGCGACAGUCCGGCAAGGGCGGACGGAGCUACACUCACGCGGACCAGCCAGCGGACGGUGUACACCGAGCUGAGUCUGCCGAGUGGAGGUCACCGGGAAAGCACUCCUGCCAACCCAGGUGGAGAGUUUCAGCAGCUCCCGGGUGAUCCAACCACCGCCCGACGCCAUCGACGUACGGUCAGUGAUAGCUCCAAGGAUCGCCGAGCCGGUGCGUACGUGCACGUGAAGGGCAAGAGACGUGCACCACCACCGCCGCCACUAUCGCUGGACCGUUCCGAAACGGCGUCUUCCUCAAUCAGCACUCUUACACGCUCCAGCACACCGGGCACCUACAGGACACUCUCGCCCGGUUCGACACUAACGCGCAAAAAACGACCCGCUCCAGCACCACCAGCAGUAUCACCGACGGCGACUACCCAAUCCACUCUGAACGAAGCGUCCUCCAGCACGAGCCUGCUUGAGGAUCGUGAAAUUAAAGCCAUCAUCGAGGGACGACCCAUAUCACUAAGCGUCAAGGAGGAGAGCACUCGAAUACAGGAGCCAACGCUCAUCAUGCCUCUACCGUACAUAAGACCGCUUUCUCCACUGCCCAACAUCGCCGAGGAACGGGCUCCACCCGGUGGACUUACCGAGGAGCAGAAGCAGCAGCUCAUCGACAACAUCCGCAAGGUGCAGGCACAGGUGAAAGCACCCGAAACGCCACCCACUCCCACAAACGAUGAUCGUUGCGAUGUGAUGAAGAUGGAGGAACGGUUCAAUCGAGCGAAUGGGACACGAUCUCCAAUCCACGACUACCUGUACGCUGAAGCGAUGGCAAGCGCCAAGUCUUCUUCAAACGCACAGAACCAACCGGCACAACCUGUGCCACCGACAUCACCGAUCUCUCCAAGACCAUGGUACAAGCGGCCAAUAUCUGGGAUGCGACAUCAGGAAAGCUCGUUGCCCUUUAAACGCGAUAUUGUGCUCAAAACGAUCGAGAAGCGAAAGAGCGCCAAAGAGAGUGUAGCUGAUGAUCUACCAGAAGUUGGAUACUGUCGGAACUCGCUGCUACAUCCAGAAGCAGGUGGUACGAACUCAUCCGCUGGAAGUCCAUCCUCUUCCCUUACCAGUGGUAGUGGUGUGGGAAAGUUUAACUUGUUUGCGAAGAUUACGGAAAAGUCGGAUGAUACCAAGAGGCGUGAGCGGGACGCCGAGAAGCGUCGGUCGGCCAUUGGCAUACCGAGCAUUAGUGAGCUUGAUCGGGAGGCGGCCGAGAUCGUGCACAACGGGUACGGUGGCACACAGUCGCUAGAGGCACCGACCGACAAGCAGAAAUCGACCAAAGAGCUCAUAUCAAAGUUUGAGGCAACGAGCGUCCCGGUGGCGGGUAAGGUAGCGGCGUGCAGUUCGUUUGCCGCGAGGAAGGAUUAUUUUGGCGUAGAUUCGGCUAAAGCGUCUCCGCCGACAACAACACAACCUUCCGUUGCUGCCGUGACCAGGAUUAGUGAGAAACCGGCUCCAACACAAUCGAUUGUGAAUGGUAGUUCGCAGCAACAGACCGCGAACCCGACGACAACAACGACGCCAACACAAGCGCCAACUAUGACGCCAACACAAACACCAACAACUGCUACAAAUGGCCUCGCAAAAACGGGCAGCGACAAGAACCUACUAGGCCUGUGGACCUGUCCAUACUGCACGCUGGAAAACCCGAACUGGCGCAUCAUCUGUGAGGCGUGCGAGCGCAUCAAACCGUACGACAGUAAGCUAAGCAUCCUGGAAGAGCCACCACUAAGACCGAACCAUCCGCUAAAACGUCCCAUCCCCGAGGUGAAGAAAGCGCAGACAAACGGUGUCGAUGUGAACGACAAGCAAGCGGAACGUGGGUUGAAGUACUUCCUGCCAAAACCUCAGACAGCCGUCCCAGCCACCAACGGUACACUGAUGGUGAACGGUGACGAUCGUGCCUCGCUUGUACAGCGAAAGCCAAGCUACGGCCAAACGAAACCGAUGGCAUCACCCAAAAUGGGCGUCAAGAGUCUGAUGAACCGGACCGUUCAUCCAGAGGGCGCUACUGCGUCAGGGCCAAUGUAUCGGAACUUUAAUGCCAUCCCUGAGGGCUACAAUGGAGUUACUGCUACCGUUACUGCCGUUACCGAUGGAGGUAGUAAUAAGUUUGAUGAUCAAAAGCUGAAAGAGUGUCACUCCAGCAACGGCCCAGUGGCUCCACUAGCCUCACCGGAACCGACCACCGAGAAGGAAGAUCCCGUUUACGGAGCACUCAGCAAGCCGUACUCUCCCAAGGAUCGUGUUAACAUUGAAGAAAUACGUAAUGCUCGCAUUGCCCGCUUUGGGGCAGUGGUGGAGCCGGAACAACAGCCGGAACAACCACCGCCACCCAAAACCAAAGAGCAGCAAGAUCUGGAAGCGCUCGAGAAGGAAAAGGAACGCUUGCGCGAGAUGAUCCGUGCGAUGAACGCGAAAGCGCUGGCGGAACAGUACCCGGUCGUGCAGAAACCUCCCAGCAAUAGCAGCAGCAGCAGUCUGAAGCGUGACUCACCGCUGGUGCAGCGCAAAAAUGGACUAACCUCGGGUAUACCGAUCAGCACGAAGAGCCUUAGUCCCGUGCCGGCGAGAAGGGUGAGCAGUCCGCUGAUGGCACGGAAAGCGACAUCACCAGCGGCAGCGGCUGCAAUACCGGAGGAUAGUGUUGGGAAAGAACAGAAGACUCCAGCGGUGCCAACUGUAGAGCUAGCGCCCAUUUCUUCGCCAAACACGGGUGCAAUCAGGAAGACAUCGUUCCCAAGACGUACGUCCGAUGCUGAGGGUAAGAUCAUCAAUCAGGACAGCUUGCGGGGCACAAUUCCAGCCACGGUCGUUGAGAUCAAUCAACAGCCACCACCACCACCUGCUGCCUCCCAGCUGGUGCUCACGAACGAUGUGCAGGCGCUGCACGUCGAACCGAUGGACGAACAGCAGUUUGCAAAGGCGGCAGGAACGCGUCAGCCUCACCAAGAUCAGCCGCUCAGUUCAAUUCCAAGACCGUCGGGUGUUCCACUAUCCCCACGGUUGCAGGAUCGUCACCGCAAGUCGUUGAUGGAGAAGCAGCAGCAGCAGCAGCAGGAUGAAAAACUAAAGCAACUCUCCGUCCAGUUACGAUCGCAGCAGGGUGUGGACCGUUUCCGCAGCACGUUACUGCACACACCGAACAGUAUCGGGAAGACGGGUACGCUGGCGCUGAACAAGCUGCUGCGGAAUCUGGAGCAAGCGAUCGGCGAGGGAGCGCACGAUCGGGCAGCCGAGUUGGCGAUGGAUCUGGCGAGGAUGAAGGUGUCCCUGUCGGUGACGCGGCAAAGCCCGGGUAGACCGAACUCUUCGUCGUCGGGAAGUUUGACUGAUAUAAGUUUAAACGUUUACAUCGAUGAUAAGGUUUCACACAAGGGACCAAUCCGUAUGACGCUGGCUGCCUUCGCGACCCUCGCUCAGCUGAAGGCCAAACUGUGCAACGAGUAUCAAAUACCGGUGGCGGUGCAACGCUGGCGUUGUGACGAUCAACCGCUAGACGAUGACGCUAGAACACUCUACGAUUACGGUAUACAGACGAGCGAUCGGACGCUGUUUGUGUACAUUGUACAGGCGGCCAUACCAGCCAAAGAUCCUAAGCCACCGCUGCUGAAGCAGCAAAACUUUAGCAGUGCCGAGAUCAAGCUCCUGUCCGUAUCGUCCGAAUCGGACGGUGAGCAUUCGGACACACAGAACGACGAAACUGUGCUCGGUGCUACAGCACUCCCUAAAGCUGCACCAAGAACUGCUGUUACUGUGCCAAAGUGCGAAAUCGCAGUGGAGAAUACGUCCAGCGCCAGUGAGCCCGGAUGGGCCUGCCCUAUGUGCACCCUGAUAAACCCACUCGAUCGUCCCGGGUGUGCGGCAUGUUCCGAGGCCCGACCAAGCCACCUCCGCCCUCCGUCUCCCGUCGAACAGAUCACCGUGACGCCGGAAGAUUUGACCCGCUAUCUCGAUCAGCAGCCACCGCUCGCGCCGGAACGCAGGACCAAAGAGCCGACGAUGCACGUGCAGCUGCGCGUCCCACCGAUCGAGACGCGGAACGAUCUGAAUCGCAUCUCGUCCAAUCGCAAAUCGUCCGACAUCUUCAACAUACUGCACGAUGAGAGUAAGGGUCCGCCGACGCUCGUACCGCCACAAGCGCCUUCCCUGGCAACAUGUUCCCCGCCCGUUCCGAAGCCUCGCACCACCGAUCUCAUCCGACCGGAGCACAUCCAGGUGCCGGAACAGAGCCGCAUCGUGAUGACAGCGCUGGCCACGCACCGCAGUCCCAACAUUACCCGCAGCCAGUACCGGGGCGUCGAUAACUUCAAUCCCAACUCGAGCGGCAUGGUUAAACCGGAACGGCCCAUGAUCACGACGGCCAGCCCGAUCGUGCGGGCGGUGCUGCUGAAGGGUUCGUCCGGCGAGAAGGCGUCCGCCGUCCGGUUCGGUCGCAACGGGCUCGCCCUGCCCGAGGAUGGGUCGGACGUGACGCCCAACCACUACACCGAGCUGGUCAAUCUGGACAAUGCGGAUCUAAUUGCGAACAUCGAACCAUUCGAGUGUCCGAUCUGCUUCGGUGCCUUUCAACCGUACGAGGGCAUCGUGCUGCGGGACUGUCUGCACUCCUUCUGCAAGCAGUGCCUGAUCAGCACGAUCCAGUACAGCGAGGAUGCGGCAAUACGCUGCCCGUACAGUGACGCCGUCUACAGCUGUGAAAGUGUUAUACAGCAACGCGAAAUCAAGGCUCUUGUCAGCAAGGAGCUGUACGAGGCGCAUCUUGCCAAAUCGAUCCAGCAGGCGGAAAGCACGAUCGACAACACGUUCCACUGCCGGACGCCGAACUGCCGCGGCUGGUGCAUCUACGAGGACAAUGUGAACCAGUUCAAGUGUCCCGUCUGCCGGAUUGUCAACUGUUUGACGUGCCGGGUUAUUCACGACGGGCUCGACUGCAAACAGUACCAGGACCGGAUGAACAGUGACUGUGAUACUAACUUAGAGGCGCGACGCACCAAAGCAAUGCUGCAGGAGAUGAUCGAGAAGGGAGAAGCACUGAAUUGUCCCACCUGUCAGGUGAUAGUAAUGAAGAAAUGGGGCUGCGAUUGGCUCAAGUGCUCGAUGUGCAAGACGGAAAUUUGCUGGGUAACGCGCGGCCAUCGCUGGGGACCGGCCGGUAAAGGUGAUACGUCCGGUGGCUGUCGGUGCGGGGUGAACGGGAUCAAGUGCCAUCCGAAGUGUAACUACUGCCAUUGAAAAUGUUUUCACAACUAUACACCAUAGAGCUUACAAGACUAACGCGAGCAUACAACAGGAAUCUGUAACGAAUUAGUGCAACUCCCCCGGCGAGAGAAAUAAAUCCCCCGUCGAGGAGUUACUUCGUUAGAACUUAAAAUGGAAAAAUGGGCUGUUGGAAGAAGCAAAAGUUAAUAGGAAAAUAGUACAGAAAGUAUGUGCUAAUUACAAAGAGAAGAAUAAAUAAAACAGCUAGCAAGCAGUUUUUUGAAUUAUGUAUAACCCAACGAGAUCACACAGAUUGAUGUGUCUCGUCAGAAGAGGAGUUCAAUAAAACACAGCCCUUUCAAUUCUU
Messenger RNA from Anopheles coluzzii, 7744 nucleotides. RefSeq lists its product as uncharacterized. Gene Ontology annotation, biological process: proteasome-mediated ubiquitin-dependent protein catabolic process; protein linear polyubiquitination. Gene Ontology annotation, cellular component: LUBAC complex. The transcript has 8 exons. NCBI's taxonomy places the organism in Eukaryota, Metazoa, Arthropoda, Insecta, Diptera, Culicidae. Bases 1336 to 7410 code for a protein of 2024 amino acids. The record is from RefSeq and is a predicted model, not a curated record. Gene Ontology annotation, molecular function: ubiquitin binding; ubiquitin-protein transferase activity.